Messenger RNA from Daucus carota subsp. sativus, 521 nucleotides. RefSeq names its product costars family protein. The record is from RefSeq and is a predicted model, not a curated record. The coding region runs from base 99 to 362 and encodes 87 amino acids. Gene Ontology annotation, biological process: regulation of actin filament-based process. Lineage: Eukaryota; Viridiplantae; Streptophyta; Magnoliopsida; Apiales; Apiaceae. The transcript has 2 exons.
AAUGUGUAUGUUAUAGUAUGUACAAGUAAUAAACACCACAAGAAGGAGAAGAAAAGAGAAGAGAUCUGUGGUGAACUUUGUACAUUAUAUCCCAAGAGAUGAACGUAGAGGAAGAGAUUGAUCGACUCAGAGAAGAAAUUCAGCGUCUGGGCAAAAUCCAAGCUGAUGGUUCUUACAAGGUUACGUUUGGUGUACUAUUCAAUGAUGAUAGGUGCGCAAAUAUUUUUGAAGCACUAGUCGGGACCCUACGGGCUGCCAAAAGACGCAAAGUUUUGACAUAUGAUGGUGAAUUACUAUUGCAAGGUGUUCAUGAUAAUGUUGAAAUUAUUCUUAAACCCACUACAACAGUUGCAGCAGCUUAAGGUCGCAAAAUGAUGGAAGUGUUAUAAACUGUAAUUCUUGUUUCAAGCCUUGUCAGGAAUUCAAUAUAUUACAUUUAUGUUAUGUAUAAGUUGUGCUGAACCUUCGUCUAAACACAACAUUGUGUAGUGUGCAAUUAUAUAUAGACUCUUCUGAGCAAA